Messenger RNA from Pyricularia grisea, 1503 nucleotides. RefSeq lists its product as uncharacterized. NCBI's taxonomy places the organism in Eukaryota, Fungi, Ascomycota, Sordariomycetes, Magnaporthales, Pyriculariaceae. Gene Ontology annotation, biological process: transmembrane transport. The record is from RefSeq and is a predicted model, not a curated record. Gene Ontology annotation, molecular function: transmembrane transporter activity. The transcript has 6 exons. Bases 1 to 1503 code for a protein of 500 amino acids.
AUGGUCAAGGUUGUAGCCCCAGGCCCGGCGCUGUCGCCCGCAGACAGCGACACCGAAGCAGGGCGCACAUCAGCAAAUCUCCCACCGUCCGAGCAUGCUUCCAUUCCUUUGCAGACCUCCGUACGGGUAGAUGACAAGCCGGCAAUCCCACUCCCAGGCUGGAAACGAUGGCUCGCUCUCUUCUCCGUCUGCGUGGCCGUGUUCCCCUCCAACUUCAACAACACAUGCAUCAUGUCUGCAGUGCCUGAGGUAUCCGUCGAUCUUCAGACAAGCCAGAACGUGGUGGUAGCCGCAAACGCCGCCAUGUUCGGCGCUAUGGCUCUCUGCGUCUUUGUAUGGAUGCCCCUCGGCGUCCUCAUGGGCCGACGGACAGCCGUUCUUGUGGCCAACGCCGUCGUCUGCGUCUGCUCGCUCAUCUCGGCACUCGCGCCUAAUGUUGUUGUUUUUACGGCCUUCUGGCUCGUCUCUGGCCUGACCACCCCGUUCCUGUUAGUCGCGGGCCAGACUAUCUUAUCUGACAUUUUUGAGCCAACAACUCGAGGGUUCGCAACCGGCCUUGUUCUGGGCACGUCAACGAUAGCCAAGGCAAUAGGCCCUCUGAGCGGAGCUCUCAUCGUAACAGUCACUAGUUGGCGGUUCAUUUUCGGUGCCUCGGCUUUCGUGUCUUUGACAGCGCUUGUGCUAUGUUUCUUUUUUGUACCUUCUGCAAACGGCCAUGGACCACAAAAGCAUCCGCUUAAUAGCCAGUCCAAGCCAAUAGCUCGCCGUGGGCCGCUCGAGAUCAUGUUGAUGUUCAACCCAGUUGCAGUGUUCCGGCCCAUGAAGGACCCAAAAGUCGUUCUAAUGCACCUUUCUUGCGGGCUCGCAAGCUUCAAUCUAUACAGUCUGCUCUCGUCGAUUCGCAGCUCCGUCGCCCCCCGCUUCAACCUUACCACCCCGGUGAGCAGUGGCCUCUUCUAUCUCGCCCCGGGCAUCGGUUUCUUGGUCGGCAACUUAGUUGGAGGCCGACUGUCCGACUACACCGUUAAAAGGUGGGUCGUCAAACGUGGCGGCGUGCGGCUACCCAGCGACAGGUUGCGCUCCUGCCUGCCCGCCACCCUGCUGCUCGCUCCAGUGGGGACGCUGACAUUUGGAUGGAGCGUGGAGGAGAGGGCCGGCGGCAUGGCAUUGCCAAUCGUAGCGACCUUCAUACAGGGCAUUGGGCUGAUGGAUGCGUUCAAUGGACUUAACACUUACGCUGCAGAGGUCGUUCCAGAGUCUAGAAACGCCAUCAUCAGCUCCAAAUAUCUCUUGCAGUACACGUUUGCGGCUGCCGGUGUCGGGAUAUCGCCUCUGCUGCUGCAAAAUGUCGGUGUUGGUUUCACGUUCACACUCGCCGCGGCGGCUGCUAUGGUUGGAGGCAUCCUGAUUGCUAUCCUUGUUGUCAGUGGGAGUGGGGAAGGCAUAGCGCUGCCUGGUUUCAAGAUAAACUCUAGCAGCAAAGAGAGCGCUUCCCGGUCCUGA